Molecule: messenger RNA, 5563 nt
Organism: Dendrobium catenatum
Lineage: Eukaryota; Viridiplantae; Streptophyta; Magnoliopsida; Asparagales; Orchidaceae
Exons: 3
Coding region: 195-1814 (539 amino acids)
Source: RefSeq, a predicted model, not a curated record
AUGUCAGCAAUCAGAGUUUUGAUGUUGGAGAUGAAGACAAGGCCACUGGCUCAGCGCCGCUUCAGAAUGUGGGCCUCCUAUCUAUUGAUGUCCUCCUGCACGCGAAAUGUCUGUUUCGGGUUCUGCUACCCAGUUCCGAUUUCCCAAAGAAUCGCACCAUUCCACCAUACAGCGCCGCAUAAUCCUCUGGCAACAUGGAAGACACUGCUGCGCGUGCGAAAGCGCACCAACCUUCGUCGCCGACGAAGGCCUGGGAUGAAACAGAAGCAGAAGAGAAGCCGGAAGCUGAGGCUCGCCGACUCAAAUCCCUAGCAGAGCAAAAGCUCAAGUCUUCGUCCCUCAAAUCUGCUCUCAAGUAUGCCAGACGAGCCCAACAUUUAUGGCCUGAACUGGACGGCAUCUCGACCAUGAUCAUGGCCAUUAAGGUCCUCCGCGCAUUCCCCACCGAUCACUACAAGAUUCUCCACGUCGAACCCUUUUCCCAUAUCAACGCCAUCAAGAAGCAAUACAAAGCUCUCGCCCUCGUCCUCCAUCCUGACAAGGCAGGAUCCCCCAUCCCCGCAGCCGAAGACGCUUUCAAGCGCGUCGCCGACUCCUUUCGCUUUCUGUCCGAUCGCUCCCGCAAGCGGGAUUAUGACACCAGCCUCCGCCUUGCACUUGCCGACGCCAGUAGUCGCCCAGCGGUAGAGACGUUCUGGACUGCGUGCUUGACUUGCCGCCUCUUGCAUGAGUUCGAUCGAAGGUACAUUGGUUACCGCCUUGUUUGCCCUAAUUGUCGCAAAAGCUUUCGUGCUGUGGAGGUGCCAUCGGAUGGCAAUGGCGGGGACAAGGAAGAAAUGGAGGCUAUGGUCAGGCCUAGAGUUACGGCUGCUCGGUCGAGGACGAAGUCAAGACCUAGGGUUCCGGCCGGGUGGGAGACCUCUGAUAAAAAGAAAAGGCCGGUUGUUUCUUCCUUCCCCGAUUUACAGAGUUGUAAGCAGAAUAAGGAGGAAACAUUGGCGGAAAUGCAAAUGGAACUCAUCAGGACCAAGGAUAAAGGAAAAACGAAGGUGGAAGAGGACUUAAGCCUGAUGGCUGUGGAGGAUUCUGACUUUUAUGAUUUUGACAAUGACAGGACUGAGAAGUGUUUCGCCAACGGUCAAAUUUGGGCAAUUUAUGACGACGACGAUGGGAUGCCGAGGCAUUAUGGACUGAUUGAUGAAGUUAUGUCUUCCAGCCCAUUUAGAGUGAAGAUGUGCUGGUUAGAUGCACUGGUUGAUGGGGAUGAAUCGCUGUUGCUUUGGGAGAAGUCUGGACGUCACAUUUCUUUUGGGAGGUUUAAGAUUGGUAGAAAGGUUGAAAUGGAUUCAGUAAACUUGUUCUCACAUAUAGUGGAAAGUGAAAAGGCGGCCAAGGAACUUUUCAGGAUUUAUCCCAAGAAAGGUUCAGUUUGGGCACUUUAUGGCGAGAUGAAUUAUGGGAGAGAGCAGAGGUCCUAUGAUAUCGCAGUUUUCCUUACUUCUUAUAGCGAGAUGUUUGGUUUGAGCAUGGGAUAUCUUGAGAAGGUUGAAGGGUACAAGACGAUAUUCAAGAGGACGCAGAUUGGUCCCCAUGCUGUUAGAUGGCUUGAAAAGGAUGAUAUUAUGCUGUUUUCCCAUCAAAUUCCAGCACGGAAACUUGCAGAAACUGAUGGGUUGAAUCUUCCUGGAGAUUGCUGGGAACUUGAUCCAGCUUCACUUCCUGCUGACUUGCUUCAAAUUGUCCGGCCAAGAAUCUGCUUGACAACCAUGGACAUUGUAAUAAGCCAAGAAUGGGCUCCGAAAAUCCAUCCCUAGAGGAUCGAAUAUGCAAUGUGUAGGAGGAAAAAAUCUAAAUCCUUCAAUUAUUGGAGGCGGCUGGCCAAUAGACCGCGAUAUAUUGGAACUUGCCAGCCACAAAAUCAACAUUAUAAAGAGAUGGACAAUUUUAAGAUGCCCAAGGAGGAUACCCUUGUCGUCAUAUUGUAGUUUCUCCUCCACCACAAUCUCUAACCUAGAACUUAUUGACACUGUUAGUUCAACUCAUUCUUCUCGUGUUAGCUCAACCAAUGUGGAAUCCUCCACUAGCCUUAGUGGACUUUACGUGAUCUCGUCUUAUGGAUACUUCUUGUGCUAUUAUACGAGAUAAAUUAUAAUGUCUUAUUUAAAAAAAAAAAUUAUAAAGGAUACCUAGUUUAUUGGAGUCCUUAUAAUAGAUGAAAUUCUUUGGCAUCCCAUUUCAGUGGGGUUCAAGCUGCUUGUUAUUGACCUAUUGAAUGGACUUAAUCUCUUUUUUAUGUGAUGGGCCCUACUCAAAGGUUUGAUAGUUUCCAUCCAUAUUUGACAAGCUACAAACUUCUUAAUUAUUGGAGAUAAAUAGUAUAAAAGACUAUUUAUGGAAAUAUUUUUGAAGUGUCUUCCACUAUUGGAGGCCAAUUAUGCUCUUUGAGAAGCCCAUUUAGGAAUUUGUACAGUACAAUUGGGCGGCAGUGCAUCCACUCAUAAAACCUUAGGAUAUGGAUUCUACUUGCUUACAAUAAAACACAAUGUAUUAGAUUUUCUUCAAAAAUACAAGAACUGUCAAAUGAAUUAUAAUCUCACUCAUGUUCCACUAAUAUAAGUUUUCUCUCUCCAAGGCCCUUUCCCCUUUGCUCAGGGAGGGAUUGACAUCGUCUUACUUUUUCUCAUAGCCCUUGGAUAAUGGAAGUUCAUUAUUCUGAUUGCUGGAUACAUCACAAAUUGGGUGAAAGCUGUGCCACUCGCAAAAAAAAAAUUAAGCAAAUGUGAAGCAGUUUGUAUAGAAGAAUAUUAUUUAUUGCUUAAGCCUUCCCACAAAAAUUAUCUAUGUUGAAAUCCAAUGCACUGGAAAUAUGUUUACAUCUUUUGCAAAGAUAUUCGUAGUAAAUUGGUUAACACAACUGUCACACAUUCUGAAAUAUAUAGACAAAUAGGAGUAACUAUGAAUCAUUCUCAAAGGAUUAGAGACAUGCCUUGAAAAGGCUGAGAGCCAAUGGGCUGAAGUAGAGGUGUCAAUUUCAGGUCACGGGUCGGGUUCGGUUCGACUCACGGGAGAGGGCAGUGGUCGCCGGCGGUGCAGGAAACGAGGGGCAGACGCCAGACGGCGACGUGACUAGCGCAGGCGGCGACGUGACUCAGGCAGGCAACGCGCAUCAUGCGGGCAGGCGACCGCGAUGCGAAUCCGUCUCGGGCAGGCUACGCGCAGUCACAUGGCCAGGCAACCGCGACGCAACUCCGUCUCGGGCAGGCAAAGUGGGGCAUCCGGGGCAGUUUCCGGGUAAUUUCUGGGUUUCCGGGUCAACUCAAACCCGACCCGAUUUUGCAAACAGGUUGAUUUUCUGGACCUGAAUCGACCCUCUUCGGGUUCGGGUCAACCCAAACCCGAAAUUUUCAGGUCGGGUCCAAUAUUGACACCCCUAGGCUGAAGAGCUUUUCAAUACACUUUCGGCUUAUACCAUGACAGUAAGAAUCAAAAUAGAAGAAGUACCUCAUAAUCUAUAUUUUGGCACAUACAGGAUCUAAACUUUUGCUGUGGCCAGUAAUGAGGACAAUCUCUGUUAUUAUCUUAACCUUCUUCUAAAACACCUGAUGCAACUUCAUUCAAAAGUUCUUCCUAUCCACCAACAAGUAGCUUGUCACUUUAAUCAAAGGGUAAAACCCCUAUCUAUAUAUGUUGGAGAUAUAUGCUUCAUUUGUGAAGAUUUUUUUAUUGCUUCUUAAAGUAGCUUUAUAGUAUAAAAAUUUAAAAUUUUUGUACGAGAAAGCUGCUUUAAGGAGCAGUAAGAAAGUCAUCCCAAAUGAAGUCAUAAUCUUACAAAGCCUUGAAGUUAUUGGGAGGUAUCUCAACAUAAUCAACCUUUUUGGGAGGGAACUUAUGUGGUGGUUGCCAUUGUCAAGCCUAGAACAUUCAAACUUAAUGAUUCAAAUGGGAAUAUUCUACCUCAAACUUGGAAUGCUCAAAUUCAGAGGUAUUAUCAAUAACCCCUAGUAAGCAUCAUAUACAGUUCCUAGUUAGAUUUCUACAACAUUGGUAAUGUCAUGUUAGACCCGAAAGAGCAUUAUCAGUCUAAAGAUUGAUCAAUCUUCAGCUUUGAUUUGGGAUAUGCUUGGUAUUCGGCUCACCCGAAGCAAAGUACAAUCGAUAUCUGAGGGAUUCAAUUCAACAUCUUCUACAUAGAUUACUAUCAUCGAAUAAUAUUCUGACAAGCAACAUCGGAUUGGUAAAUUAUUAUUGUUGAAUUUCUUUCAACAUCUUCCAUCAUAGGUUAAGGUUUUAGCAACAUUGCAUAUAGGAGUAAAUUUAUUAAAAUUAUAAUAUUCAUGAGCUGAGCAUAAAAUGUCAUUUUUUAUUUAUAUAUAAAUAAAUAAAAUACUUUCAUAAGCAUCUAUACUACCACCAGUGGUUGAAGCAUUUUUCGCAUCAUCUUCUAUAUUUAAAAAGUUUCCUCAGAUGCUUGACUUGGUGAUCUUCAAUGUUUGUUCAUGUCCUACUAUACACCAAUCGAGUUCCUUUUAAAAAACCUUGAAAGAAACCUUCUUCAAGGCAUUGAUGUUUUAAACACUUCAUCUCCACAUUCUAUAUAUGUUCACAAGCCUUUUGAAGUGAUAUUGAAUCAUGCUCUUACAGGCCUUUUUUUCUUAUAAUUUUUUUGUCUUUAAGUGCAAUAAUCUAGCUUUAACCUUAGCCUCUAAUAAAGUUUCCUUUGAUAGCUCAGCUUUUUUUUUCUCGUCAAGAGUAUCUAUCUUCGCUUUAAUAGUUUUCAAACUCUUUAUUUCCUUACUAAUUUUCACUCGUGUAUCCACCAAUCAUCUUGGGUCCGAUCGAUCUUUGGCACUACGAAGAAAGAGAAAUAUCUAUAAUUGAUACCUUGAUUGUACAUUCUGUCGACCGAUCUUCUAAGGCUAUCACAUCUUUAGCAGUAGCAUUAUACCUCUAUUUAUAUUCUCUUUGAAUAUAUUAAGAGUAAAAGCUCAAAAUAGUACUCUUACUAUUAAUAAAUGCCUAAUUUUGUUCCAUAGUUUCACAUAGUCCUAAUUUAAUCCCUCAACUAUUGAAAAUUUGAUCCAAUUUAAUCUCAUGGCCUAAAAUAUGAGUUAAAUUUAACUCCAAAGUUAAAUAUGAGGGUAUUUAAGGUAGUGUAAGUGUAUGUGAGAUUAUAUUGUUUAUUUUGCUAUAUGUUAUCAUUUAAUAAAUUAUAAUUCAUAUAAAUAUUUGAAUGAAAGUUAAUCUACUAAAUAAUAAAAAUGAAUAACUAGUAAAAAAUUAUAUUUUUUAAAACAAGCAAAUGGUUCCUAACAUUACAACUUAUUUUUAUCUUGCUAAACAAAUAAUUCCUAAGAAUAAAAAGAUCAAAAUCAUAUGAAUGGGGAUAUUAGGAAGAUAAGCAAAUCUAUCAUUAACUCUGUCUCCUUGUGGAUGUCACACCUUGCUCAACAUCGCCAUCUCUAGAUGUUUAAGAGCAUUAUGGUUGCUCGCGGUUGCCGCAGCAGCACAUCUCCCAAUGUUCAUCCCCAUGGGAUUAUACUAAAAUGAUAACAUGUCGCCUCGC